This is a messenger RNA of Nothobranchius furzeri (turquoise killifish), 4418 nucleotides long. It is a transcript of the gene g3bp2a, whose product is annotated as G3BP stress granule assembly factor 2a. Lineage: Eukaryota; Metazoa; Chordata; Actinopteri; Cyprinodontiformes; Nothobranchiidae. Gene Ontology annotation, molecular function: mRNA binding. The record is from RefSeq and is a predicted model, not a curated record. Gene Ontology annotation, cellular component: cytosol; ribonucleoprotein complex.
GUUAAAUUAGGUCAACGGGGGUUCCCUGCCCCAAAUGCAGGGGUGGAAAAAAUAAAUCGAAGGCAUCACUACGAAAUCGUCAAUCUCUGGCACAGCAGAGAUCAUAUACGGCUGUGGUAGAGAGUGCACACAAUUACCUGAAAUACGUUGUAUUUCAGAACCGUUUACAGUCGACCAUUCGUAUUUAUUUACUAAACUUGAAUUCUGUCUCCAUAGAUAGGUCCUUCAUAAGCACUUAAUAUUGUUUACCAAAGAAAUGGUGAUGGAGAAGCCAAGUCCCCUGCUUGUAGGGCGGGAGUUUGUGAGGCAGUAUUACACACUCUUGAACAAGGCACCAGAUUUUCUUCACAGGUUCUAUGGAAGGAAUUCUUCCUAUGUUCACGGGGGGCUUGACACAAGUGGGAAGCUGGCAGAAGCAGUGUACGGGCAAGCGGAAAUCCACAAGAAAGUCAUGUCCCUGCAGUUUAGUGAAUGCCACACAAAGAUCCGGCAUGUCGAUGCCCAUGCCACUCUGAGUGAUGGAGUCGUGGUUCAGGUCCUUGGAGAACUGUCAAACAACGGUCAACCUAUGAGGAAAUUUAUGCAAACAUUCGUGCUUGCUCCAGAGGGCUCCGUGGCAAACAAGUUCUAUGUCCACAACGACAUCUUCUGUUAUGAGGAUGAGGUCUUUGGAGACUCUGAGGCUGAGCUGGAUGAAGAAUCAGAGGAGGAGGUUGAGGAGGAGGCAGAGGAGAGGCAGCCAUCACCUGAGCCGCUUCAGGAGAGCCCCAACAGCACCACCUACUAUGAGCCUCACCCUGUCACUAAUGGAGUAGAGGAGCCGAUGGAGGAACCAGCUCCAGAACCAGAACCAGAGUCGGAACAAGAACCAAAAGUAGAGGAGAUUCGGCCCGAGGUAGAGGAAAAGGUUAUGGAAGAAAUGGAGGAGAAGGCGCCUUCACCAGCACCUGUAGAGUCUCCACCAAACCCCCAGGAGCCCCCCAAGCCUUUCUCCUGGGCUCUGGUGACCAGUAAAAACCUUCCUCCUACUGGCACAGUCCCCUCUUCUGGAAUCUCCCCACAUGUUGUUAAAGCUCCGAGCUCACAGCCCAGAGUUGAAACAACAAAGCAAGAGACGCAGGCAGCACCGCUUCGCCCCAGAGAUCAGCGAACCCGCGAUAGACCAACCUUCACCCAGCGAGGUCCCCGACCCAAUGGUGUUGGAUCUUCAGAGACACAAACAGGGAAGCCACACUUAAGUUUUGUUAACAAAGGUGGCAGAGGAGACUCUGAAUCCGGGGACAUGGACAGCAGGAGGAUUGUGCGGUACCCGGACAGCCACCAGCUGUUUGUUGGCAACCUUCCACAUGACAUCGAUGAGAACGAGCUCAAGGAGUUUUUCAUGACUUAUGGGAACGUGGUUGAGCUGCGAAUCAACACCAAAGGAGUCGGUGGGAAGUUGCCCAACUUUGGGUUUGUGGUCUUCGAUGACCCCGAUCCCGUGCAAAGAAUCCUGGGGGCCAAGGUAGAAGGGCCCAUCAUGUUUCGAGGUGAGGUUCGUCUCAAUGUGGAGGAGAAGAAGACGAGAGCUGUGCGUGAGCGAGAGACCCGUGGAGGAGAUGACCGUCGGGACUUAAGGCGCAACGACCGGGGUCCUGGGGGUUCACGAGGUGUCAUGGGAAGUGGAAUGAUGCGUGAACGCGACGGGAGGGGGCCGCCACCUCGAGGCAGCAUGGCGCCCAAACCCGGCAUGGGCUCUGGACGAGGCUCCAGCGGUCAGGGAGAAGGCCGCUUCCCAACCCAGCGCCGCUGAGAAGACCGCUUUAGCGUGGAAGUAGUAUUGUGUUCUUCAUCUUGAACCGUUCUCGUUAAUGAAAAGAAAUCGUCUUGUAAAAAGUAAAUAUUUGGUGUUUCCUUUUUUUCUUUUCCUUUUUGCUUUGGAAUGUGACACAGCCUGUCAAACAAUUUGUUUGUGAAAUAGACAAAACCAAAUAAGCAAACAAAACAUGUCGCUUAUUAGUCGUGAGCAUCCUUUUUGGGUAUCUCAAGAAUUAAAACUUGAAUUUGUCAAUUUGUGAAUAAAGACAAACCAACCAGGACUAUUCUGCCACAUUAGGAGGGACUGAGAAGACUUUAAACUUCAACAGUGCAGCCCGGCGUUUUGAGAAGAGAUUAUAAACCUUGACAUAACCGUCAUGUUGAUUCAUGAGUCCUCUGUUGCACAAUUUAUAUCGUAGUUUUCUGCCCGUUACUGUUGAAGAAGAGUGCAGUUUGAGGAAAGGCCUGGGCUUUUUCUUUUCUCCCUUUUGAAAGACCACUGCUUCAAAAUUGCAUAAUGCACUCACCAAUAUGCACUAAUGGGUACUUUGUUACGUUACGUUGUCAUCCAUGCUCUGAGCACAGCUGGAGAGACCUGUUUUGUUCUAAUGCGAUACGACUUGCUGAGACCGGUCUCAGUCACGGCCUGGCUGCUGUGACCAAUGUACUUUUCACACGUCUGACCCAAAUCAAUGCUUCGGUCACUGCUGGAAGGACAAAGCUACGUUGUACCUUUCUUCAUUUGUAAGCCCAAAAGUUCAGUUCCUGGACUUGACUUUGACCACAUGAGAUGGAUCAUUAACAGUAGACAAUUAAAUAAUAUGGCUCUGAUUGUCUUUUUGAUUCCAGGUUUGUUUGUUUUGGGGGGGGGGUUUUCUGCCAGCUUGACUGCAACACUGGGACGAGAGAAACCUUCUCCCUCCCUCCCUGCUUUUGAACGUGGAGUAGCCAAAUAAAUGUACAGCAAAAAUCAUAGUUUGUUUUUCUCUGUAUAAUGUUAUUCUCCUGGCUUGAUUAAAAAAGCAUGAUGGUGCCUUCUACUUCACCUUUUCAAGUCUUACUGAAGUGCAAAGCGGUUUGUGGCUCCUGGCUUGCAGAGCUGCUCAUUUUGAACUAUACAUUCUGCUGGGAGCAGAUUGAAACAACACAGUAUUCAUAAGAUUUGUGUAAUUCAGGUGCAUAAUUAAUUUUUUAAACAUUGUUUUACAACCUGAGAUGGUCUGCUGUGAGCUUUGUACAAUUUUUGUUGCUGUAAUCUUCUGGGUUUUGUAGAAACAAAUGGGUGCCUCAAGUUCUGGUUUAUGGUUCAAAUAACUUCCCCGCUUUCUCCCCAAAACAUACCAAUGGUACAUAAAGAGAAAUGUUUGGUUUAACACAUCAUGGCCCUGCAUCACCACGGUUUCAUUAAACGUUUGUAAGGUGAUCCAGACACUGUUGAACCUCCUUGUGUGCUUUUUGUUCUGCGGAUGAAUCCCUGGACUUGUUUUAUUUUUCCUACCAACACUUUUGUAUUGACCUGUGUGGUUGGGCUGCAGCUCUCAUGUUGAGGACAAUUGUGCACACUUUUCUAUUGUGAAUGCGUUUGUAUUUUCAUAUUGCUGAUUAUUCAAUGUGCUUAUUUUAUUUUUUACCAUUCAAGACAAGUUUAACGCGGUUGCCAUGGUAGUUGGCUCCUUUCUUGUUUACCUUUUUGUAUGCUUGGUAGGGAGGGAAGACUGGUUUCAGCUGGAAAGGAAAACAUGAAAGUUUUUUGUUGUGAUUGUUUUAUCUUGCACUGAAAUGAGAAGUAAAAUGAAGAUGUAGCAUUUUUCUUGACAAACAUACCAAGGUCUUCCUUGUCUGGUGGUAUUGCACUAUUUCCAAAUUUCCUGCGACAAUCUGUCACUGAAUAAUCGCUUUCAAAAAAAUUUUUUUUCCCUCUAAUCUGGUGAAGAAAAAUGGUGUGUCAUUAAAUUUUUUUGAUUUCGAGUAACAGCAAAAUGAGAUAUCCAGACGUAGCAUAAAAAGGCUGAUUUCUCAGCUGCUCUCCCUUGUUUGAGAUCAGAUGUUUUCUGUUUUAAAACAGCUAUAAUCUACCAUCAGCUGGUGACGUAAUGAUUUAUUACACAAAUAUUCACAAGGGUUCUUCCACAUCAUUAUUUUUCUGAUGAUUUUCCUGAUCUGGACACUUAAUUGAAAUCAUCCUUUGCAUUACAGCAGUGGUUGGUGAGUGGUGAAGAGGAGCCAUCAUGCUUUCAGACCAAUCAUGGGCUUUUUCUUGUUUAUUAUAGAAACAAUGUUUAAGGAAACAACAUAGAAAUCUGUUGUUUUUCUGAGCUUGAUCUCUACCCAUAUACUGUAAAGGAUCCUCACAAGGAAAUGGCAAUUUGUCAGUUAAUUUUCCUUUGAUUUCAAACGCUGUUAGUGGAUCCUCAUGAAUCAUUCCAAAUCCUAGAGUGGAAAUAGAUGUACCUGUUGGCUUUAGCAGGUGUGGUAAACAGCGGGCUGCCAUCUUAGUUCUACUGUGUUUACCCUUUUUCUUGUUAGAAAAAUGUUGCAGGUGGAUGACUUUUUUUCUCUUAGAGUUUUUCUUUUCCAUUCUGAAUGUGUUGGAUUUAACAUAAAAUAAACUACUGAUAACA